Molecule: messenger RNA, 3501 nt
Organism: Salvelinus fontinalis (brook trout)
Lineage: Eukaryota; Metazoa; Chordata; Actinopteri; Salmoniformes; Salmonidae
Product: zinc fingers and homeoboxes protein 1-like
Exons: 3
Coding region: 535-2622 (695 amino acids)
Biological process (GO): regulation of transcription by RNA polymerase II
Cellular component (GO): nucleus
Molecular function (GO): DNA-binding transcription factor activity, RNA polymerase II-specific; DNA binding
Source: RefSeq, a predicted model, not a curated record
GGGUGCUCUGAGUUCCUGGUCCUCCUAGCCUCGAUUUGGCCGGACACGACACACUUUCGGAUUUACAGAACAAAAGCAACAACGGACCGAGGGGGGUAGGUACAGUAAGGAAACAAUUUCAAACAAAUAACAAAUCGAUUAUUCGAUUCUAAAGGCGUAUCAUAUUUAGUAUCAGUUUGGGUCUCAACUUGAGACAGCUACAAAGUUCUAGAAUUGUUUCCGAAACGAGAAUCCGUUUUGAGGUUCGACGGAUAAAUAAAGCAUCAGGGUCAGACAAACGGUAUUGUUCCCCCGUUUUGUUCUCUCCAACUUCAGCCAUUAACAAAAGAGAAGAUUGGGAUAUUUUGUUUUCACUUUAUCCAACCCCAGAGUGAAGGGGUGAAAUACAUGAUUCCGGUGUUUCUGCUGUGCCUCACUGCCUCUGUCAGGGGGGUCAAACUUGAUUCUGAGGACUGACGACUUGAAGGGAAACAAGGACAACGGAACAAAGCCAGUGCUGGAAACGGACUGGAGUGACGGGCGGUGACAUCACCGAUGGCAACACAGGUUGACCGUAACAGAAGAAUAGGACUGGAGGUAAACAUGAAGGAGUCAUCCCAGUGUGAUGUCACAUGGACAGAGAAUGAAGGAAAGCAUACCUCCCUGCAUUCCUCCAAGACUUCACACUAUCAGAUCACCAAUGGAAAGAGCAAUCUAUCCUCUGACCCCAGUGCAACAGACAGUGAUGUAAGCGAGGGCAGAGAUGGGGGUGUUAGUUUCAGCACCAACCAUAACUCUGUGGUGUGCCUGCCUUUGGUCUCUGAGGGCCUGAAGCUAGUAUGGACACAGUCAGAUCAGACACGUGAGCUUGACACCAUCCCAGAGCUGGUCCAGGCAUUCAAUGUGUUCCCAUACCCAACAUCUCGUGAGGUGAAUGCCUUGGCACGGCUUUGUGCCCUGCCUCUGGACAAAGUCAAGGUCUGGUUCAUGGUGCAGAGAAUCAAAUACGGUAUCAGCUGGGCCUCAGAGGAGAUUGAGGAGACGCGUCGCAAGCUGGCCGGACCUGAGCGGACUAACGACUAUGCAAAUGAGAAGGAGAUAAAAAUUGGGAAUGGGUGUGGGGCAAUAUCUGUGGAGACAGAGGACGAUGAUCAAAUUAAUAAUGGUCUUCACUCCUACCUGCUUCACCCAAGAAAACGAGCCAGACAUGAGACCCCAGAACCCUGCAAACCAGCCGCCACUGUCCAACAUUUCAGUUCCUCUCUCCCACCCCCUCAGGAUUCAUACUACUACCGCCCUCCUGUGGACAUGCCAGCAACUACCGCAACUGAUGCUUCCCUGAGCCUCUCUGAGACCUCACUUGGCUCUCCACAGCAACAACAACGCGGACGCUACAAAAAGACCAAAGCCCAACUUGCAGUCCUUCGCAGCAGCUUCCUGCGGGAAAACUGGCCCGCAGAGACUGAGCUCCGACGCCUGCAGGAGGAAACCAGCCUGAGCCGCAAUGACAUCCGCAAGUGGUUUAGCGACAGCCGGUACCAGCUUAGAAAUGGGCGUGGACUGCUUGGAACAUCCAUGGUCUAUCCUCAGUUGACUACAGGAGACGCAAAGAACGAAUCUCAGCAACUUCGACCUCUUCCACUCGUAGCACACAGGCCUCGGGAUCAAGAAAAUGGUGUUGAAGUGCAAGGAAGGGCUCAAGAGAAGGGAGCUCGCAGCAACGGAGUGAAAGAUUCACACUUCUUCCAGAACUUUCUGUCAAACAGCUUGGAGGCAUUUGGGGAGGGAGCAGUGGGAGUGGAGGCAGAGGAGGACGAGGUUGCGGAGGAAGCCUCAGUUCACACUGAAACUGUUAAGGAAGAGAACGAGGCGGUGGUGAAACAAGAAAAGCCUCUACACUUUAUGGGCAGUAAGAACCCAGAGAUUAAACAAUCACCAUCAGCCGUUACCAUCUCCACUUCCCCCCUCCCCUUGCAUUCUACCACCCCUUCAACUUUGACUGCUAAUAAGCGUAGUUCUUCUAGCACCAGCACGGUGCAGAGGUCUGCUCGCUCAGCCAAAGCCUCACUGACAGCCCUGUCUCUCUCCAGUCCUCCCUCAACCUCGUCUCCUCUUCUUACACCCGCUGGCCGACCACGGAAGACCAAGGAACAACUGGACAUACUAAAGGAGCACUUCUUGCGGUGCCAGUGGCCUAAGAGUGAGGACUACACCCAGCUGGUAGAGCUCACAGGCUUGCCUCGUGCAGAUGUCAGCCAGUGGUUUGGGGAUACGCGCUAUGCUGUUAAAAAUGGUCAGCUACGUUGGGUGCAGGGGGUCCGUGAGCAAUUCCGAGAGCAAUUCCUGGCUGAAUUAGCCACACAGCAAAAUGGCAGUGGUGGAAACGGUUCCAGUGGAACCCCUCGGGUUACGGGUAGCCGCAAACGAAAGUCUCAAGUGAAUGGCGCAACAGCACCAACAUCCACUGCAGAUUCCCCGGACAUCAAUCCGCUGGAGGUUUACCAUCGCUCGACAGGGGUUCUUCAUGAGAAAGACCUUGAUGCCCUUUGCAAAAAGUCACGAAUGAGCUACCAGCAGGUGCGGGACUGGUUUGCAUCUCAGGAGAGCAAGGCAUUUGACCCAGAGCCCAAUGUUACUGAUUGAGAUGAGGAACUUGUGGGCUGGUAGGGGUUGGAAAGUAGCAGUGUCUCUCUUUUUUUACAGAGGACAAGACUGAUAAUGUCUUACCCAGAAUUUCUCAUAAAUUUGACAUACAUUUCAUAUUGAAUUACUUUGCUUUAAUGUGAGCAGGUGUGACUCUUAAAUGCUUAGUAUCAGCACAGAUUUUGCGACUGUGCUGAAUUAUUGCUGCAUUCUCUUUUUUUCAUAAGUUUGGACUAAAUCCUGAUGGUGCUGCCUACUGUAGACAGGACAGUACAUAGUACACUGGUUCAAUUCCCCCCCACCUAUUUUGUUUGUGUUAUAUAAUUUGUAGUCCAGUAUUGUAGCAACAUAUUAACUGGAUAAAAAGUAUGUAUUGGUUAGAGCUCCUUAGGUACUGUAGUUUAGUUCUGUAUUUUACAGAAGUGAAACUGCACUGGGAAAACCUAAACAUAACAUCAUUUAUGAGUCUUAGGGUAAAGACACUGAUUAAUCACUUAAAGUAGUAAUCAUUCCUUUACAACCUACAUGUCCUUUUUACAAAAACAAACUGGACAUCCACACCUAAUACUUCUGAAUAGACAGGUUGCACUUGAAUUUUUGAGCCCUGACAUUUUAGCUGUGAUAAUGUUUAUUAAAUGCAUUCCUUUUCAGAAACAUUGAAUACCUAUUAAAAUUGUUAUGCAGUUUGCACUGACCUGCAAUGUUUUAAAGUGAAGUUCAAUGUCCACAAAGACUACAAGUUCCAAACAUAUUUUGGAUAAACUGAAGAUACUGAACUGCACUCUUUGGUUCUGUAUAAUCCUGUAUUUUUCACUCUGCUCAACUGUCUCAAUUUCUGUUUACCUGUGAAGGGCUGCAAUAUAGGCUUAUUUUAUUGUU